AAAAAUUCAAGGUCCAAUUUCAGUUGGUGAUUAGGUCUGACCAGGGACAGUCCACCUCUGACCAGUUCAGCAGAUCAGUAUCUGAACAUCACAUUUAAAGAUGGGAGACUGGGGAUUCCUGUCGGCUUUGCUGGACAAGGUCCAGUCCCACUCCACUGUCAUCGGGAAGAUCUGGAUGAGCGUCCUCUUCCUGUUCAGGAUCAUGGUUUUGGGAGCAGGUGCCGAGAGCGUCUGGGGCGACGAGCAGUCGGGUUUCAUCUGCAACACUCAGCAACCUGGUUGUGAGAACGUCUGCUACGACUGGAUCUUCCCCAUCUCGCACAUUCGCUUCUGGGUCCUCCAGAUCAUCUUCGUCUCCACGCCGACGCUCAUCUACCUGGGCCACGCUCUGCACGUCAUCCACGCCGAGAACAAGAUGAGGGAGCGGAAGCUGAUCUCUGGUGGGACCAAGCUGAGCAAAGAGCCCAAGUACACAGACGACAAGGGGAAGGUGAAGAUCAAGGGGAACCUGCUGGGGAGCUACCUGACACAGCUCGGUUUUAAGAUCGUCAUUGAAGCUGCCUUCAUCAUUGGCCAGUACUACCUGUACGGCUUCAUCAUGGUCCCCAUGUUCCCCUGCUCCAAGAAGCCCUGUCCCUUCACCGUGGAGUGCUACAUGUCCCGACCCACGGAGAAGACCAUCUUCAUCAUCUUCAUGCUGGUGGUGGCCUGCGUCUCUCUGUUCCUCAACAUCAUCGAGGUGUUCUACCUGAUCUGUUCCAGGUGCAAGCGGAGGUCCAAGCGGGGGACGCGGCACAUUAACUCGUCGGAGAACCCCGCCAGCCUGUCCAACUACAGGCGGACGACGAAGGAGGAUGAGGCGCUGAAGCAGAACAAGCUGAACAUGGAGAUGGAGAACAGCAACAGUAUCGGAGGAGGCCUGGACGGGGCCAAGGAGGAGAGACCUCUCCUGAACACUCAUUAAAAUGUAUUGUCUUGUUUUCAUGUGUAAGAGACUGAGGUUGUAUAACUGUGUGGUGAAAGAAGAUAUGAAAUAAAAGCUGUUUUGUAGCGUAAUGAUUAAAGCUCAGGUGAUAUUUAGGGGCCACAUUGUUUGAAUUUAAUUUUAAUUUUGUACUUUUUUUUGUAGAAAUCGAAUGAUUUAUGAAAAUGUGCAAUACUGAUAAUUAUUUAUUUAUCUGUGAGUGAGCAGAAUGUUGUCUGUGCCCAGUUAUUGAAUGUGUCCUUUAUUAAGUUAUUGUCAUGUUCAUUAUCUAGGACUUGAAAUUACUUUGCUUACUGAACAAUGAUGAUGAUGAUGAUGAUCGCGGUGAAGAAACUCUGAUGUCAUUUUUUUGUAUGUUUUUUCUCAUUUUUA
Hippoglossus stenolepis (Pacific halibut) is the source of this 1357-nucleotide messenger RNA. It is a transcript of the gene gja13.1, whose product is annotated as gap junction protein alpha 13.2. NCBI's taxonomy places the organism in Eukaryota, Metazoa, Chordata, Actinopteri, Pleuronectiformes, Pleuronectidae. Bases 101 to 964 code for a protein of 287 amino acids. The record is from RefSeq and is a predicted model, not a curated record. Gene Ontology annotation, biological process: cell communication. Gene Ontology annotation, cellular component: connexin complex. The transcript is spliced from 2 exons.